Molecule: messenger RNA, 7812 nt
Organism: Oreochromis aureus
Lineage: Eukaryota; Metazoa; Chordata; Actinopteri; Cichliformes; Cichlidae
Gene: prr12b
Product: proline rich 12b
Source: RefSeq, a predicted model, not a curated record
GCAGAGAAAUAAACAGAAUCGGGCGCUGGAAGUGAAGAUAUUCCUCCCUCAGUUCCUCACCCUCACUAUCUGUGCAUCUUCAUCCAGCUCUUUCUUUCAUGGAGAGGAAUUAUCCCGCUUCGGGCUUCGGAGAUCUGGGGACUGGGACGGGAUGGAGUUACGCGAGAUCGGCCAAAGCAAGCCUCGUGUAUGGGAGCCGCUCAUACCACCCAGAGUCAGAACUACUCCACCGGCAAACCUAUGGCACUCCACACCCACUUCAAUGCUAUGCAGGAAGUCAUCACCCAGGGAGCUCAAGGCAGGGUGGAACUUGGGGUGGAUGCACACUAGAUCUGUCAGGGCUGUUUGAGUCCAGUCUCCAUCAUGCCAGCCCCUCAGGUGCCGACCCCUCUGUCAUGAAUCUGAUUUCAGCUCUGGAUUCACGGCCUCCACAGCCCUCACCCUCUGCUUCCUCCCUCCUUUCUCAGUUCCGCACAUCCUCUUGGCAGACUGCCAUGCAUACACCGGCCCCAACGGACCUCUUUAUUUCAGGGGCACUUCCAGGUUCAAGCUCCUUUCACUCCUCCUCAGCUCUUUCUGCAUACCAGAAUCCUAGCAUUUUUUCUGGACGAUCAUUCACUCCCUCAUUAUCCCUGCAGGAUACAACUACAUUUAGCCAAACUUCUAACGGCUUGAUAUCCCCACAUGAUCCCUUGGUACACAUUAAAAGAUCCUCUCAAUCCAGCUUGGGCUUUGAUCACUUGCUGUCUUCCCAGAGCACUGCCUUCAAGGGCUCCCAGGAAUCUGCAACUCCCCAGACCCAAGACCCUUCCACUUCCUCCAAUUGCCACCUGUCCCCUCCCCAAUUUAAUCUGUUGCCCUCUCAGCUUCAUAACUCAUCCUCUCAACCAUAUAAUGCCUCGAUGUUGUCGUCGACGGCAGCCCUGCCACCUGCAAUUCUUCCUGAGCCUCAGCCACUUCAACAGACAGCAAUUUCCCGCCACAAUAGUGUGAUCAAACAUUACCCUCUCUCAUCUUCAGCCUACACCACAACCCUACAAUCACAAUCCUAUGCCAGCUCUGGUGGUUCAUCUGGCUACCACCAGCUAGUCAGCCAUUAUCAGCAUGCUGGUGUGUCCUACAGUCCACUGGGGGAACGGAGCCUGUCCUCUGACCCCAAGACCUCACCAAGGAUGGAAUCCCAGAUAUAUCAACCUGUCAUCCAAACAGCUUAUACCUCAUCAUUAUCCACCUCCUCAACUCCCUCCUCAUCUACAGCUACUACUAAAGGUGCCAAAAGUUCCUGCUCCACAAGUAACUAUUCGUCUUCUUCCUGUACCCCACAAACUCCACCAUCAACCUCCUCCACCUCCUCUUCAUCCUCUUCUAGCUCAAAGACCAGUACUAUUUCUCUGUCUGCUCCCUCUCUUCAGCAACCCACACCUCAGUCAGCACUAGUACCACCUCUUCUCCCAGUGGUGUCAUCAUCCCUUGUACAACAAGCAGCAGCCAAUCAAUGUCUGUCCACCUAUGGCUCUCAAUCUGUAACCAAACCUAGCACAAGCUUGCCAAACCACACCCCUCCCCAGCAACAUAUUCAGUCUUAUUCCCUCAACCUGCCACCAUCUACACACAUGACUGUACAUUAUGAUGGCUUCAACUCACCCCAUGUCCGGGACUUGAGCACUGGAGCAAGGAGCAGUGGGGGGAAAGACUUCAUGGGUGUAGGCUCUGGUGAACGCUCCUUCUCUGCAGAGAUAAUCAUUCAAGACUCAAGUUUUGUCUCAACAUCUCUCAGAAAACCACAAAGUCCAUCCAUAGACUAUGGGAGUGGAUCAGCCGGGAGUGGACCUGGGAUUCACAGUGUAUUAGGCUCUGCGGGAACUGGGAACGGGGCUGCUGGUAAUGAAGGCAGUAAUGCAUAUCACCUGACUGAGUCUAGUACAUCACCCUCAACCAAUUCUACGAUCAGUUAUUCAGGAUUGCACUCUCCUGUAGCUGCCCGACCUGUACAGUCCCCUGGAGGCUCAGGGGCAAAUAAAUACUUGUCUUCGAUCCCAGCUCCUACUUUUAUGUCCUCACCACAAGGUUUCCCUGAUAAGCGACAAGCUCGGAACCAGUUGUACCACUCAUCACCCCCGAACACCAAAACAGAGGCCACAAACAUGCUGGGAGCUGAGGAAUCCCAAGAUGAAGGAGACAGUGAAGAUUUCCUUAUCCAUCACUUACUACAUCCACAAAGCUCAAACCCCCAUUUUUCCCAACAUCACCCACAUUCUGAGCAACUGUCUCAACCAAUCCUUCAUGGGGAAAGCAAGGGAACGACAUAUGAUCUUAACAAGAUAUCAGAAGAGCGCUACCAGCUUCAGAGUGUCAUUCGUACCAAUAACAUUACCAGCAAUUCUGGUCUUGGAAUGGCAAUUAAUGACACAGUGAGCUUAGACAGACCAUUAGAAAUAUCACAGAAGAAACAACAGGCCAGGUCAGACUCGAUCAUAUCAAAGUCAAAUGCUUCAGGGGUGCGAAGAAUAUCUGAUUCUCAUUCUCAUGCUAUCCACUCGCAUCAUCAGCAAAAUGAGUUAAUGGGUUCUGCGGUCUAUUAUGGAAGAGGUGAUCCCUACAUACAGCACCCAAACUCCCAGCAUCAUCAUAGCACUUCACAUGUGUCCACACACUCUCAGCACUACACUCAACACUCUCGAAUCUCCCAGCACUUUCUGCUCACUCAACAUACACAUCACUCUCAGCAUUCUCAGCAUAUUCAUCGCAAUUCCCUCCCACAAAGUCACUCUCUUAUAGAGAUUAAGAAGCCUUCAGAUGCAAAUGACAAUGCAUACUACCCACCAGAUGUACAGCAAACUCGACAAAGUCAUGUCUCUGUCUCUCUGAUGAAUACAUCACCAGACCAUCCCAAGCAAACUCACAUGUUACAGUCUGUCCCUUCUCACACUAUCCAAAACAAGCUGGAUUCCCAACAAGCCCCACAGCAGCAACAGAAGCACCAGCAGCAGCAGCAGCAGCAACACCAGCAAGCUAUGAUGGGUUCAGUUAGAAGAGCGGGGUCUGCUGGGUUGGAAUCCCAUGUACAGAACCGGUCCUCACAGAUGCAACUUCAGCUCCAAACCCAGAGGCUAGAUACCCACUACAGUGGAAGCCAUCCAACAUAUCAAACAGGAGCCAGUCAGAGUUCAUUAUCUCCACUACAGAUGCUAGAUCAAUCGCUUUCUCAGGCCAAUGGUACAGAUAGUGGACGAUCUCUGGACAGAAGUGGAGCUGAUAUGAAUAGUCACUUCCUUUCUGAACAAGAUUUGGACUUAUACACCCCUUCACACUUGAGCCAUCUCAACCAACCUCAGACCCACCCCCACACCCAUGCUCUGCAACACACUCAGCACACUCAUCAUCAACUGUCUGUUACCACUCAGAUAACUAAUUCACACUUGCAACAGAUGACAAUACAUUUAGCAACACCUCAACAACAGCAAUCCCAGGCCACAGAUCCUCAAACACAACUCUCACAUUCACAGUUAGAGCAGCUCAAACAGCAUCAAUUUGAGACAGUAAGCCAGACAGAUAAAGUAGGACAGACUCAAGCUCAACUUCAGCAAUGUGCACCUUUGACCUCAAUCUGCUUUCCAGACUGUGUUUUUCUUGAGAUGGAGGAUAUGUUUUGUUCAUCUGUAUACAAAUCAGGCUAUACUGGGGCAAGACACAGUGCUCAAGAAAACCUCAGCCGGGGUCAUGGACCGAUACAAGAGGAUAUGGAGGCUUUAAAAUCAGGAGGUGCUGCAGAGGGCUAUAAUAUAGUUGGUCAUCACAGCAAUCAAGGAUUUGGACAGUACUGCCAAGGACUUUGCCAAGGAAAUGGUGAUCUGCACUUAGACCAUGACUGUCUGAAGACUCAUGAGCUUCCUUCCACUGUCAAUACUGACCAGCUUGGCCUCAUCCAAUCCCAAACUCCCAUUAUGGGAUUGAAUUCAGCAGUUCAAGGGGAUAGCUUAGUCAACAAGAUGAUAGCAACUGUGGGAGUGGGUGGAAAUUCCAACAGUACUGGUGUAACCUCUCCUAUCUUCUGUUCCUCUCGACCCAAAAAACUGCUGAGGACCAGCUCAUUUCACUUGCUUAAACAGCGACGUGAGCCACAACCUCAAACAAAGAAAAACUAUGCGCAGGAGUAUGAAUUUGGGGACGACGAAGAUAAAGCUGACGUUCCAGCAGAUAUUUGCCUUAACAAUCGCCGGCUUCCUGACUUGUUGCCUGACUUGGUGUCUAGUUGUAGAAAACCUGGUGGGGUUUCUGGGAUAAGUGGACUAAGCCCACAAAUAGGUGACAUGGACUUUUGCCACCCCUCCAGCUACUCUUCUCUUGGACACGCUUCGCAACACCCCCCUAACGAUGGUCCUAAGAAAAGGGGCAGGAAACCAACUAAACCAAAACGUGAAGGACCUCCUCGGCCACGAGGUCGCCCACGUAUACGUCCUCUUCCAGAACCUCCUUACUGUAGGGGCCUGAUGGGAUCUGUGGCUGGAGAAAAUAGGAGGGGGCGUGGCCGAGGUCGAGCGCGAUGCAGACGGGAAGAAGGAAAAGUGCGCAUGCAUCGGGAUAUGAACAAAACUCAAAGCCUUUCAUAUAAUCACCAGCAACAGUACCAACAGCAACAGUACAGCCAACAGCAGCACCUCCAACAUCAUCAACAACAAGAUCACAGGCAGCAGGCAGACCUCCAUCAAGUACCCCACCAGCAGCCCCAACAACAUCACCACCAUCACCAGCAAGAACAUAUUUCCUGUCCCCACCCUCAACUGCAUCAUCAGCAACAACAGCAUACAUCUCACCAGUCGCAGCAAGAUCCGGUCAGAACUUUUAAGAUCAAACUGCACCUUGCCACUAUGUCUCCACCAGAGUCCUUGUUGAGGACAGACUCGCUAUCCAGCAGUAACCCUGUUCCCUCUGAGGGAUCGGUGGGGUCAGCACCAUCUCUGGGCUUGAGUCCUGGACCCAGUACCACUGUUGACUACAACAGAAAUGAGAUUGACGAGAAGGUCUUUGACUUCAAACCAAGCUUUAUGGCCUCUUUUCUGGAUUUUCUGAAGACAGGUAAAAAACAGCCAGACCUUGAACCAAGACAUGAUGGAGGCAACCAAGAAACCUGUUCCUCUAUGAGGGGAGGAAUUAAAUGCUUAUCCUCACCAUCUCCUCCCCUACCACCAACUUCUCCCCAGCAGCCUCCAGGACCGUUCAGCGAUGGCAGCCAGGGUGAAGGGCCAGACCUAGCCCUCAGUAGCUGCCAAAGUUCCUGCAAACCUCUGGAUGAUGAACUGAAAAGAAACCUGGGGACUCUCCCCUCUUUCUCCUCUGAUGAGGAGGAUUCAGUAAGUAAGAACCAGGACUUGCAGAAGAGCAUCUCAUCUGCAAUCUCUGCCCUCUAUGACACUCCACACUCACUGGCUGCUGCAGUGGCUUCUGCAGUAGUCAAAGUACAACCCAUGCUUUCUCCACCCACGCCACAGGAGCCGUCGCUCAGCCCGCCUCUCAAAACCAUGUCUCCCCUCAUUCCUAGUAUGGAGAGCAUAAAAGAUGGGGCACUUGCACACACUCAGCAUAACACACAAAAUAAACAAAACACACGUGAGGAACAAAAAAUGAUCUCGAUACUGUCGGACAUGGAGUGGGUAGGAUCUGAGCAUGGAAAAGAAGAAGAAAACAGCAAGAAGGAGGAGGAAGGCGAGGAGAUAGCAAACAAGGAAGAAAACAUGAGGCAUUCAUACAAUAUGUUGCAGGGAGCAGCGGGAAAGCAGGAGAAGGAGGAUACAGCGUCUGACACGCAGAUUAUGGAGGGCCCUAAAUUUAAAGGCCAUGAUGAUUUACCAUCAGGACGUGUGCCUGCUCCUGCACCUCCAUCACCAUUCAUCUCCUCCUCACCGCUCACAUACUCAUCACCAUCGCCUCUCCCUCCCCCGUCAAUCUCUGUACCUUCUCCACCACCAAUCCAACAGAAUGAGGAAGAAGUCAGUCUAAAUGAUCUUUCUUCUGAUCAGCAUAUGCAGCAAUCCUCCUACCAGCAGGCUCCAACUGCAGCCUCCUCCCACCCCCCGUCCACCUCCCCACCAGUCAUCCCAUCGUCACCCCUUUCCAACCUUCCCUUCGGCCAAUCGAUCCCCCCCCCAUCCACCACACCUCCCCCAUCAUCUUCUGAUCAGGACCAGGAACCUGAAGCUGGGUUGCCUUACUUCUUUUCCACUUUAUCCUCCUCACCCUCUUCAUUGUCCUCUCACCCACCAUCACCUCCAACGCCAGAGGAGGCCCCACAAUCCCAGCGUCUUACCUCCCUUCACCUGGCAAAGAAACAGGCUGAUGCUGCCAUCGCUGGGGAGAGUGAAGAAGAAGACAGUGAGAGUGGAGGUGAGGGAAUCUUUCGUGAGCGGGAUGAGUUUGUGGUGCGAACUGAGGACAUUGGGACUCUUAAGAUGGCCUUGCAGACAGGCCGAGAGCCUCCACCUAUCUGGAGGGUGCAAAAAGCUUUGCUCCAGAAAUUCAGCCCAGAGAUCAAAGAUGGUCAAAGGCAGUUCUGUGCAACAAGUAAUUAUUUGGGUUACUUUGGUGAUGCCAAAGUGUACUACCAGCGUUUAUAUGUGAAGUUCUUGGAGAAUGUCAACAAAAAAGAUUACGUCAGAGUGUGUUCACGAAAGCCAUGGCACAGAGCUGGCCUGAUUCUGAGACGCCAGCCUCUACCUAAACAGCUGCUGACCAUUCACAAUCAGAGCCAACCUCGAAUAGAUAGUCGACACAAGGAGAGAAGGAAUGAAAGAGAGCUAAUGGAGCAGAGAGAAAGAGAAAGAAGAGAGAGAGAAACCAGGAAAAAAGUAGAAACGGAACAUAAGGAAAGAGAAAGGAAAGAGGGGAGAGAUCGCAAAGAACAGCAAAAAGAAGAGAGGCAGAAGAAAGAAAAAGAUGGCAGAGAACAAAAUGAGAGGGGUCACAGAGAUGUGAAAAUGGAAUGGAAGAAGGAAAGUGAGAGUGAAAGAAGGGAAAAGGAGAAAAAAGAAAGGGAACUUAAAGAGAGGCAGCAAAGGAAAAAGGAACAAAGUGAGAAGGUAAAACAGGAUAGGGAGCAGAGGGAAAGGAUGAAACAAGAGAGAGAAUGGAAAGAAAAGGAAAGAUCACUGAGAGAACAAAGAGAUAGGGAUAGACAGGAGAGGGAAUGGGGAGAGAGGCACAGAGGCCAGAAGGACAGAGAGCAGAGGGAGAUGGAGACAGAUAGUGAGCAAAAAGAAAAGGAGAAAGCUCAGGAAAAAGAAAAAAAGAAGAACAUGGAGCAAGUCAACAGAGAUUAUACAAUGGCAUUAAAAGAAGAGAAGAACCGAGGAGACAUAAAAAUAGCAUUUCAGGGAAGAGCCAAUACUUCAAAGGACAAGGCUGAGCCUCCACCCAAGAAAAGGAAGAAAUGGUUGAAGGCGGUGCUGUCCUCUUCAUCUGAGUCUGACUACUUCUUACUCAGUGAUGACGAAGGGCCUGCGCGGGGUGGAGUAAACAGCCGAGCCAUGAGGGACAUGUUCAGGAGCUAUGUGGAGAUGUUGGUCAGCACAGCACUUGACCCUGAUAUGAUUCAAGCCCUAGAGGACACAGAUGGUGAGCACUCAGUUCAAACAACACUGUAGUCUUAAAUCAGAGAAAAGCAUUCUCCAAGAAAAGGGAGAAUGCUUUUCUAUCUAUCUAUCUAUCAUCAUACUUGACAUUUCUAGUACAACACUUAUAUUAAUAUAAUGCUGAAUGCAAGUAUGAUUCAAAAAGAAUAAUUAAUAUUUAACAUCACUUCUUGUAAUGAUGUUAAAA